This is a messenger RNA of Drepanopeziza brunnea f. sp. 'multigermtubi' MB_m1, 2040 nucleotides long. RefSeq lists its product as uncharacterized. Gene Ontology annotation, biological process: spliceosomal complex assembly; mRNA splicing, via spliceosome. Lineage: Eukaryota; Fungi; Ascomycota; Leotiomycetes; Helotiales; Drepanopezizaceae. The record is from RefSeq and is a predicted model, not a curated record. Gene Ontology annotation, cellular component: U2-type catalytic step 2 spliceosome; Prp19 complex; precatalytic spliceosome. Gene Ontology annotation, molecular function: protein binding.
AUGGAGUCUGCUCGCGGACCCCCCAGGGUCAAAAACAAGGCGCCCAGCGCAAUACAGAUCUCAGCAGAGCAGCUCCUACGAGAAGCUGUCGACCGUCAAGACCCCGGCCUCCAGGCGCCUACGCAGCGGUUCGCAGACCUCGAAGAGCUCCAUGAGUUUCAAGGCAGGAAGCGCAAGGAGUUCGAGGACUAUGUGCGGAGGAACAGGAUUAACAUGAACAACUGGAUGCGAUAUGCGCAAUGGGAACUAGAGCAAAAGGAAUUCAAGCGCGCCCGGUCUGUCUUUGAAAGAGCCCUCGACGUAGACGCGACGUCUGUCACACUAUGGAUCAGAUAUGUAGAGGCGGAGAUGAAGACGAGAAAUAUCCAGCAUGCUAGGAACCUUCUGGACCGCGCGGUUACGAUCCUGCCCAGAAUCGAUAAGCUGUGGUACAAGUACGCAUACAUGGAGGAGAUGCUGGGGAAUAUUCCCGGUACGCGACAGGUCUUUGAGAGGUGGAUGUCUUGGGAGCCAGAUGAGGCGGCUUGGAGCAGUUAUAUCAAGUUGGAGAAGAGAUACGGCGAGUUCCAAAGAGCGAGAGAGAUCUUCCAGAGGUUCACGAUGGUUCAUCCAGAGCCUAGGAAUUGGAUCAAAUGGGCUAGAUUUGAGGAGGAAUACGGCACCAGUGAUCUUGUUAGAGAAGUCUUUGGCUCUGCUGUCGAGGCAUUGGGUGACGAUUUUAUGGACGAGCGACUGUUCAUCGCAUAUGCCAGAUUCGAGGCUAAGCUGAAAGAGUAUGAGCGAGCCAGAGCCAUCUACAAGUACGCCUUGGACCGCCUGGCGCGUUCCAAGUCGGUAGCACUCCACAAGGCAUACACUACCUUCGAGAAGCAAUUUGGUGAUCGGGAAGGUGUAGAAGAUGUCAUCUUGUCGAAGCGAAGAGUCCAGUAUGAGGAGCAAGUCACUGAGAACCCUAAGAAUUACGAUGCUUGGUUCGACUAUGCCAGGCUGGAGGAAACUGGUGGCGACGUGGAUCGUAUUCGAGAUGUCUACGAGCGAGCCAUUGCCCAAAUUCCACCCACCCAAGAGAAGCGGCAUUGGAGACGCUACAUUUAUCUGUGGAUCUUCUAUGCUAUCUGGGAAGAGAUGGACUCCAAGGAUGUGGAGAGAGCUAGACAAAUUUACCAAGAGUGCCGGAAGCUGAUCCCUCACAAGAAGUUCACAUUUGCCAAGAUCUGGUUAAUGAACGCACAAUUUGAGAUUCGGCAACAAAAUCUCUCAGCAGCAAGGAAGCUACUUGGACAAGCUAUCGGCAUGUGCCCCAAGGACAAACUUUUCAAAGGGUACGUUGAACUUGAAUUGAAGCUAUUUGAGUUCGUUCGCUGCCGAACUAUCUACGAGAAGCAUAUCGAAUGGAACCCAUCGAACUGCCAGGCCUGGAUCAAGUUCUCCGAGCUCGAGCGGGGUCUCGAUGAUCUCGAGCGAACCCGGGCUAUCUUCGAGCUCGCUAUCGACCAGCCAACUCUCGACAUGCCAGAAUUGCUGUGGAAAGCCUAUAUCGACUUUGAGGAGGAGGAAGGCGAGUACGAGCGCACUAGAAAGCUGUAUGAGCGUCUCCUGGAAAAGACCGAUCACGUCAAGGUUUGGAUCAGCUACGCCCACUUCGAGAUCAACGUGCCGGACGACGACGAAGAGGAAGAUGACGAGGAGAAGCCUGUGAGCGAGGCGGCAAAGGCAAGAGCUAGGAAGGUUUUCGAGCGCGCGAUGAAGAACAUGAAAGACAAGGAGCUCAAGGAAGAGCGAGUCACCCUCCUCAACUCUUGGUUGGCAUUUGAGAGGGAGCAGGGCACGGAAGAGGAUGUCGAGAAGGUGCAAAAGCAGAUGCCGCGCAAGCUUAAGAAGCGCCGCAAGAUGGACGACGAUACAUACGAGGAGUACAUUGACUAUGUGUUCCCAGCCGACGAUGUGCAGACGGCAAAGUUCUCCAACUUCUUGGCUAUGGCUCAGUCGUGGAAGCAGGCUGGUGGAACGAUUGCGGGGGAUGCUGCGACAGCGGAGUAG